UUCAGUUUUCAAUUGAGCUAUAAAGUGGCAUCCUUGAUGUUGCAACAAAGGAGGAGAGCAGCAUUUUUCUCUCCGUGGAUCGCGUUCACAUUACGCCGCCUGUAUAAAACUGUGCCAGAAUGAAAGUGAUCUUCAGACUGUACGGUCAAAACGGUUCCCAUCAAAAGUCAGCCCAUCUUGAGCAUAUCAUCGCUGUUGUUGCAGCAUCUGCGGUUCAAACAACAGUAGUUUAUCAGGAUGAUUGUCUUCUUACUGUUUUUCGGAGGCGAUAGAUUUCUUCAGUGGAUUUGGGACUUCAUAUAUGCGGAACGUCAUUUGCUCCUCAUGUCACCCCACUUUAGCGUGUGUGCGGCUUUCGGCAUUCACCUCAUCCUCUCUGCUCCUUUCAUGCUUCUGGAUGUCUUCAGUCCACAUGUGGGAUGGCUCCAAAAGUACAGGUUACACCGUGAAGUCGUUGGCUUGCAUCAGUGGUUUCGAUGUGCUAUCCGAAUUUUCUGGAAAUACAUCAUUGGCAUUUUACCAUUUACUGCGCUGGUUCUGUCGUUACGGAGCACGCAUUUGCCGGAGAGAGCGCCGUCCUCUUUCCAUGCUUUCAAGGAAUGCGUCUCAUGCAUGCUCGUCUUCGAUACGCUCUUCUUCAUCUGUCAUUACUCCAUUCACAAAAUUCCCUGGCUAUACCACAACAUCCACCGCAUUCACCAUCAGAACAGGGACACUUUUGCUCUGGCAGCUCAGGACUCCAGUAUUUCUGAACUGCUGACUCUACAAUCCCUUGCAUUUACAAGCGCCAUGCUUGUGGGCUGCCACCCUUUUAGUGAAAUCCUUUUCCAUCUGGUUAACACCUGGAUGGCUGUGGAGGACCACUGUGGAUAUGAAUUUCCUUGGGCACUGCAUCAGUUGUUGCCAUGCUUUGGCGGGGCUCCACACCACCUGGCCCAUCAUCAGCACUUUAAAGGGAACUUCGCCCCUUACUUCAAACACUGGGAUUACAUCUUCGGGACCUCAUUGCCUAAUUCAGCAAAUGAGUGAGACAGUAGAUAGUGUGAAUCCAGGUUAAUUAUUAUUUGACAGUGAGAAUGAGACAGUUAGAUGUAUAUGAAGUACCUAUUGUAUCUGAUUUCACCCUAUAUGACCUGACAUAUGUGACCCAGGUCCACAAAACCAGUCUUAAGUGUAUAUUUUUAGAAAUUGAGAUGUGAAAGCUGAAUAAAUAAACUUUCCAUUGAUGUAUGGUUUAUUAGGAUUGGACAAUAUUUGGCUGAGAUACAGCUAUUUGAAAAUCUGGAAUAUGAGGGUGUAAAAAAAAAAAAAAUCCUAAUACUGAGAAAAUGUCUUUGAAGUUGUCCAGAUUAAUUCUUAGUUAUGCAUAUUACUAAUCAAAAAUUAAGUUUUGAUAUAUUGAUGGUAGGAAAUUUACAAAAUAUCUUCAUGGAACAUGAUC
Carassius auratus (goldfish) is the source of this 1441-nucleotide messenger RNA. RefSeq names its product cholesterol 25-hydroxylase like 3 (gene ch25hl3). The transcript has 2 exons. The record is from RefSeq and is a predicted model, not a curated record. Lineage: Eukaryota; Metazoa; Chordata; Actinopteri; Cypriniformes; Cyprinidae. Gene Ontology annotation, molecular function: iron ion binding; oxidoreductase activity. Bases 238 to 1029 code for a protein of 263 amino acids. Gene Ontology annotation, biological process: lipid biosynthetic process.